Molecule: messenger RNA, 6539 nt
Organism: Drosophila innubila
Lineage: Eukaryota; Metazoa; Arthropoda; Insecta; Diptera; Drosophilidae
Gene: Tdg
Exons: 5
Coding region: 166-6060 (1964 amino acids)
Biological process (GO): base-excision repair, AP site formation
Cellular component (GO): nucleus
Molecular function (GO): mismatch base pair DNA N-glycosylase activity; DNA binding
Source: RefSeq, a predicted model, not a curated record
AUUCGAUACCAUAAAUAAAUAUAUAUUUUUGGGGACGAAAGAAAUAAAAUUCAGUCGAUGCCAUUAUGUCACAUUGACGGACAGUUAUUCAUCGAUCUGGAAUUGCCAAAUAGCGGAAACUGCAAGGAAAGUCUUAACUGUUAAAGAAGCUUAAUUGAAGGGGAAAUGCAAGUGGAAAGAUUUUUGGAAAAGAACAUCCCGCUGAUAAGUAGUUCCUUCACAUUAACACUAGAUAUAACGGCAAUAACAAUAAGAAAAUUUCCUAAACGAUCUAUAUCCAUAUAUCGUUAUCGCUAUCGAUAUCGAUAUCGCCAAAAAGCGCAUCAUAAAGAUAUAUUGAGAUUCUUUGAGGUUGAGGUUGAGGCAUUUGCAUUAGCAUUCAGAAUCACAGUUACUGUGAUGGCUUCAAAUGUGGAGACUGAUGACAAUCUGGCAACGCCGAACCACCAACCAGCAUCGUCACCAACAGCAGCAGCAGCAGCAGCAUCAGCUUCAGCAGAGAUAUCGUUGGCAGAUCGAACAAGCAGCGACAUCAUUAGUGAUAAUAAUAGGCCAUAUAAGAAUCAUAAGAAAUCGCAUGAUCCUGAUCCUGCAACAGUUGAUCACAAACGAAAGAGAUUUGCAAAGGGAAACAGCAAUAGUGAUAAAAGUACAGAGGAGAAUGGGGAGGAUGGUGAUGAUGGCGAUGGCGAUGGCGAUGGCGAUGACAACGGGGAGGAAAAAGAGGAGCAGGAGGAACGGGUGGAAAAUCAAGGAAUGGAGAAGGACGAUCAUGCGAUCAUCAGUCCGGAUCGAAAUGUUAAAUGUGAACCGCUCCAGCCUACCGAAAUAAUGAAUAUGAAUGAUGAUAUUGUCGAUAACUCUGACAACAACAGUAAAAAGACUGUGCUCAGCAGCAGCGAUUAUUGCGAUCGGUUAUCGGGAUCGGGAUCGGCAUCGGCAUCGGAAUUUGAACCGACUGCUCGCAAAGAAGAUGAAGACUCGAUUGCAAUUUCAAUAUCGGAUCGUAUUGGUUCAUAUACGCCGACAGAUGAUACAUAUAUUGCGCCUGAGCAGGCGCUAGUGACGAGUGUCGAGUUGGUUGUUCCUGCGCCAGGAUCAGCAACAGGAACAGUAUCAGCAACAGGAACCACAACAGUUUCAGCUGUACAUUUUAAUGCAAAUGCUUCUGAUAAUUUAAAUGAUAAAACCAAUGGUUGUGCAACAGACUCCUCCUCCAGUUUGAAUGUGAGAAUUCCUAAUAAUUUAGCAUUAACAACAACAACAGCAACAGCAACAACGGGUGAUAUUUUGACAACAGACAACAGGCGUACAACAACAACAACAACUGGAACAACUGCAACCAUCUGGGCACCGCAUGGUGAAUAUAAAGAUGCGACUAAUCCAGUGGAGAGAAUCUCACAGAUUGAUGAGAAUCUCUAUGCGAAACAGGAGCGAUUGCAUCUAAGCACUGAUAUUGAUCAAACUAGCUAUCAAUCGGAUAUAUAUCGCACUCAUCAGCAGCACCAACAACACCAGCAACAUCAACAACACCAGCAACAUCAACAACAACACGAACAAACACAUCCCGCCGAACUUUUAUUGCAAAUCGAAAAGGAAGCAACUGGAUCAAUUGGUUUUGGACAAAUGUUGCCAACAUUGCAACAUCAUCAUCAUCAAAAUUUAGCACAACAGCAUUUUGGUCAACAGCAACAACAGCAACAACAGCAACAUCAACAACAACAACAACAACAGAUGCCACAAUUACAUCAAAAUCAACUGCAAAGCACAAUGUAUGCACAAAUGCUACAGCAGCAACAGCAACACCACCAACAGCAGCAGCAGCAACAGCAACAUCAGCAACACCUCCAACAACAGCAGCAACAGCAACAACAUCUUCAUAACUUACACCAGCAAAAUAUUCAUGAGCAAUCAAUUCAUUAUGCGAAUUACGGUCAACAUUAUUCUCAUGAUCAGUUAUUUGCCAUGCAUCAACAUCAGCAACAUCAGCAACAUCAACAACAUCCACAACAGCAACAACAACAACAGCUGCUUCAUCAAACGCCUCAGCAACAUCAGGAGGAAUGUCAGGCACAUUUACAACAGCAACAAAGAGUUCCUCAUCCGCAACAACAACAACAGCAACAACAACAAAUGCAGGAAGCUUAUCAUGAUCUUAUGAUGGAUGAGUUUCAUGAGGAUCCCAGCGCAGCCUAUAAACUAACCCUGUCGCCAAAUAAUGCAAAGCCGGAGAAUCAAGACGAUGGCUAUGAAACGAGUGCCGGCGAUGUUUUGACGCCCAAUUCACAUAGUUCGUCGAUUCAUUCGGUGACACCGCAACAUCAAAUGCAGCAUGGUAAUCUUGGACUCGUUACUCAGAAUCAGAACAAGCAGGAAGAGUUGAUUGGAUCACAGAAUCCAAAUCCGAAUCAGAAUCUCAAUCAAAAUCAAGCAGAUCCAUCAACAUCGAAUAGUCCGCAGGUUCAAGCAUCAGAUGCUCUUGGGCAUAUUUCAAUCGCACAAAGGGACAAUGGCAAUAAUGUAGGUGUUGGCUUAAUGAAUGAUCCCUAUAGUUUCAUGGGUGAGGAGAUGCAUAUGUUAUCUCCAGAUGGUCACCGUGCGAAUGAUGUCACAUCAUCCACUUCCAAUGUCUCAAACUAUACACCUACAUCAGUUUCCGUGCCAGGAUCCUCAUCAAUAUCCGGAUUAGGAACAGAAUCUAUACCGGCUACGGCAUCAGUAUCCGAAUCAGGCCCAACCGGAGAUAUGAAACAAUCGAACGAUAUUUACACGGCAAAGCAUCAGCAGCAACAAUUGCUGUCGCAGCAACAGCAGCCACAAUCUCAACAACAACAACAUCUGCCAAGCAACGAAUCCUUUGUAGAUUCCCAUGAUUUGGAAAGCAGUAGGCAAUCACUUGAUGCCGACAACUCGAAUAGCGACUUGAAUCCCAGAUCAAUCCCUGGAACUGGACCUGGACCGGUACCUGGACCUGUACCUGGACCUGGACCUGGACCUGGACCUGGUCCAGUGCCAAAGCGAAGGGGUCGCAAGAAAAAGAUAGUUGCUGGCAACAGCAUGCAAAUGGAAGUUGCUGCACAAUGCGCUGACAAUGAUUGUGGCAGCAGGAAUCUGAUGACUGGUGAUAUAUUGGCUAUGAAACCAAAGGAACGAAAGAAGCACGAUCGAUUUAAUGGCAUGUCCGAGUCGGAGGUCAUUAAGCGAACAAUUCCCGAUCAUCUGUGUGAUAAUCUAGAUAUCGUUAUAGUUGGCAUUAAUCCCGGUCUGUUCGCGGCGUACAAGGGACAUCAUUAUGCUGGGCCUGGUAACCAUUUCUGGAAGUGUCUCUAUUUAUCGGGACUCACGCAGGAGCAAAUGAGUGCCGACGAUGAUCACACGCUAUUGAAGCAUGGCAUUGGAUUCACCAAUAUGGUGGCACGUGCCACCAAAGGAUCUGCGGAUCUCACACGCAAGGAAAUCAAAGAGGGAAGUCGCAUUCUCCUCGAAAAGCUUCAACGCUAUCGUCCCAAAGUAGCUGUCUUCAAUGGCAAAUUGAUAUUCGAAGUAUUUUCUGGCAAAAAGGAGUUCCAUUUCGGUCGUCAGCCCGAUCGUGUCGAUGGCACCGAUACUUAUGUUUGGGUAAUGCCCUCAUCAUCGGCGCGCUGUGCGCAGUUGCCUCGGGCAGCGGACAAAGUUCCAUUUUAUGCAGCUCUGAAAAAGUUUCGGGACUUUCUUAAUGGCCAAAUACCGCAUAUGGAUGAAUCGGAGUGCGUUUUCACGGAGCAGAGGAUUCGGCAAUGCUGUGAACAGCAGCAGGAGCAGCCUCUCAAGGCAUUGUCAUUGACCAAUCCCAAUGAUAAUCAAAAUACCAAUGCAAAUAUUAUAGAUCAACAUAGGUCUGGGGGAGAACAGCAAUCUAGUCUUAUGUUUGGCGAUAAUAUCGAUAAUAAUAUUGAAGCUGUCACCGAGUUUAAUUCAAAUCUAUCAACUGUGAUGCCACGUGAUGGAUUCAACUACGAUGAUGCCAUGAGAAUGGGAACACAGACAAAUUAUUUGUCUGUAUUUGCGAAUCAACAGCAACAGGCGCCACCGGAGAAAAAGAAACGUGGGCGACCGAAGAAGAUCAAGGAGCAGGAAAUGAUAACACCGGGAGGAGGAGGAGUCGGAGGCGGAAAUAAGAUGUCAUCCCUCGGUGGUCAACAAAUGCCGCAGCAUGAUUUUAAUAAUAUUUUAAAUUUAUCAAUGAUGGCAGCAACGGGUAGCGCAGGAGGAGGAGGAGGCGGAGGAGUUGGAGUUGGAGGCGGAGUUGGUGAAACGCCGACGAAAAAGAAACGAGGCAGACCGAAGAAACUAAAGCCGAGCAUGGAAAAUAUGCUGCCGACGGCAAGUACAGUGAAAUCGCAUCCGGAGGCGCAGACAGGAGGAGGCACACAUAUGUCCAUGCUCAGCAUGGAGCACACAGCAUCGCCACAGGGCAGCCAUCAGGCGCCACCCAGUCUGUAUAAUACACCGCCUCCAUCUCACAUAUUGUACACGGCCUCGGCAUCGCCAAUGGCAUCGCCUGCUCUCAAUUGCAACUACGCCCACUCGCAUGGAACUCCGCCAGUUACCGGGACAGUGACAGGUGGUGGACAGGUGGAUCAAGUUGGACAGGUGAUUGGAACAACAACAGCGACGGCUGUCAGAGAGCAACCGCAUCUGGGUGAAACACCGCCGCCCAGUUCACCCAAUAUGUGUGCAGUUGUGGACUUUGAGCCACCCAAUCCGGAACAGGAACUGACUCCUGUUCCAGGUGGAGCAGCCGGAGCAGCAGCACGUGAUGAGCAUUAUCAGCAGUGGUUGUCACCCAACCAGCAACAUCAGUUAUCCGGGUCAAAGUCGCCUGUUGCUGUUGCAAUUCCUGCAAUCACACACUAUCCACACUAUCCGACGGAACAGCAUACGGCAGAGCAUUCACAGCAUUGGCAGCGAUAUGAUGAGCACAACCAGAGCAGAAGCUAUAUGUUGACAUCACCGCAUACCCAGCAGCAACAUGCCCAGCAGCAGGUGCAACAACCCCAGCAGCAACACAUGAGCAAUAAUCAGAGUCAUGUUAUUACGGAUGUGUCACGGAAAAGUCUGUCCGGCUUAGAGUCGCUGGUGGAUCAAAUACCAUCGAUAAGUGAACACGAAUCGAAUGCAAUUUCAUCAGCAACAGCUGCAGCAGCAGCAGCAGCUGUCGAGAAUCGUUUAUUGGGAUUGCAACAGCAGCAACAACAGCAACAAAAGCGUUGUCUGCCGCAUGAGGAGAAUGAGGCACAGUCAGAGACCAGCAGCAACAACAACAGCAAUGUUAUCAACAACAAUUUCAGCGUCAGCAAUUUGGCGGCAUCUGCAGCAACAGGAACAGCAACAACAUCGAGCGAUAACAGCAGCAACAACAGGGCAGAAAAUGGAAUUGGUAUUGGCAUAGGUCUUGGAAUUGGGAUUAACAACAGUAAUAGUAAUAGUGGAGGAGGAGCAGCUGGAUAUCCUAGUCAUAGUUCAUCCGGUUAUCCGCAUCCACAUGCCAAUCAUUUGAUUAACGCCGCUUUAGUAGCAGCAACUGCUGCCGGCAACACUCAAGCCUCCUCACAACAUCAUAUGCCAUCACCGCAUCCACAUCCACAUCCCCAUCCUCAUCCGCAUCCACAAAUGUACAUGGAACAUGCGCAUUUAACAUCGCAUAUGGCUGUUAAUCCCAUGUAUGGAACACCUUAUGGAUCACAGCAUGCGGCAACUAGUCCCGACUAUGCUCAUGGAUCACCCUAUGGUGUACAGGGUGCCACUGCUGGUGCUGGGGGAGCAACGUUGCAUGUGCCAAGUCCUAAUUAUCCGUAUGCACACUACGGUCAUACGGCAGCGCAGAGUAACUAUCCGGGUUUCGCACAUGCACAUCCGCAUCCACAUCCACAUCCACAUCCACAUGGACAUCCACAUCCACAUGCUCAUCAUCCACAUCCUCAUGCUCAUCAUCCACAUCAUCAUGGCCAUACACCGCAUCAUUUGAGCGUCUUUGAGCGACUCAAGCCGUCCGACAUAAGCGGGUACAGCGGAUUCUGAUGACAGUAACAGCAACAGUAAUCACUAAAUUAUAUACCCAGCCCUGUCCCGCCGUUGCCGUCGCCGUCGCGCUCUGCAAUAUUCAGCAAUCUCCGGUUUUAUGCCGUUUAUACAUUUUUUAUAGUUUAUCUUAAUAUAUUUAACGAGUAAAUAAGAUAACCAAAGACUCCGCCUAAUAAAUUUAUUUGAUAAGCAUACAAAUCUGAAAAAAACAUGGAACAUUAUCAUUAAUUACACUUGCAUAUGUAUAUGUUAACAUCAACUAAUAUAAAUUUAUAAUACUAUGUAUGUAUGUAGAUUGAUUGCUCUUUUAUAUGGUAGUACUCUUGUGUACAAACAAAUCUAACCAAUAAUCUUUAUUCUACAAUAAUAUAAUAUUAUAAAAUACCGAAUUACUUAACAACAAGAACACAUACAUAAUACGUACAUUCAUUCGAUCGAUUCGAUUUAUCUCAAUAGACUCGAAAGUUAAGAAGUUA